Penicillium salamii is the source of this 2610-nucleotide messenger RNA. The record is from the annotation of a GenBank genome assembly. Lineage: Eukaryota; Fungi; Ascomycota; Eurotiomycetes; Eurotiales; Aspergillaceae.
AUGCCCUCCUUUUCCAACGACGUCUCCUACCAAACCGCCACUGCCACUGCCACUGCCACGGCUACCCACCCUCGCUCCUUCGAAUCCUCCCGCAAGUCGCACGAUAAGGCUCCCGUCGGCAACACCUUCUUGUGGACCAACUGGCCCAACGGCAACGGCAACGGCGACUCCGACCAGAAUGACCGACACCUGUUGAACGACCUGAAGAACGGAAGUGCCUACUCAUUGAAUGGCCCCCGCUCCAGUGUCGGCUCGUACACGCGCGAUAUUCAACCCCCCAAGGACGGCAGCAUGCACUCUAUAGGCAAUGGAUCCGCCAGGGAUCUUCGCGAAAAUGGGCGCCCGUCCGCAACGCUGGAUCGGAAACUUUCCGAAACAGGCCCAGGUGUCGUUCCUACAUCCUCUGUGUCGAACCAACCCAAUGGCACUACGAACGGUCGGCCGACCCCAGGGAAACUCACAGUCAACGGCGAUGCCCACCGGCCCUCUGGUGAUGAAUCAGUCUCGCCAUCAGCGUCGCUAUUGCAAAUCCCUCAGUCCGACGAGAAUGGUCGACACACCCCAAACUCCGAUCGCUUGACCCCGGACGCGAAGGCUGGACCCCAUCGCCACUCCUCUCCUCCCGUGCCAUCAAUGCUCGACACUGCCCCCGGAGCAGAAUCGCAGAAUUCGAGUAUGCGGCACCGCCACUCCCUGCAGGUCCCAAGAACGCCCAGUGUGCGUCGAGAUAGCCGAGAACACCCCGAAGAUGCGGCCUACAGCACUGGCCGUAUGUCACCCACGUCGGGUUUCCGUCGAACUUCAAUCGGUCUGAUCAGACGGGCAACGAAGACUAGCACCCAUCAGGAUAUUGGAUUGGAGGACGCACCGCCAGAUGAAGAUGCGGCCCGGUGGGCCGAAGCCAUCAAACAAAAGCGAGCCUCGCGACGCAGACGCGAAGAGGAGGACGAUGAGCGGGUCAUCGUGGGCACUAAGGUGGACCAGAACCAUGUCAACUAUGUUACAGCAUACAACAUGCUGACCGGUAUCCGCUUUACCGUGUCGAGGAUCAAUGCGAAGAUGGAUCGGGAACUAACCCCGGCUGACUUCGAUGCUAAGCACAAGUUCUCCUUUGACAUCACUGGAAAUGAACUGAUUCCUUCCGCCAAAUACGACUUCAAGUUCAAGGACUAUGCUCCUUGGGUAUUCCGGCAUCUACGCGCCAAGUUCCGCCUUGACCCUGCUGAUUACUUGAUGUCCCUCACGAGCAAGUAUAUCUUGUCCGAACUGGGCUCCCCUGGCAAAAGUGGAAGUUUCUUCUACUUCUCACGAGACUACAAGUACAUCAUCAAGACCAUUCACCAUUCCGAGCAUAAGCUUCUCCGGAAGAUCCUUCCGGAGUACUACCGGCAUGUGGAGAAUAACCCGAACACGUUGAUCUCGCAAUUCUACGGAUUACACCGUGUCAAGAUGGCAUACGGCCGCAAAAUCCAUUUCGUCGUCAUGAACAACUUGUUCCCGCCACACCGAGACAUCCACCAGACCUUCGACCUGAAAGGCUCGACUAUUGGUCGUGACCUGCAGGAGUCAGACCUCGAGAGAAACCCCCGAGCGACCAUGAAAGAUCUCAAUUGGGUUCGUCGGAACCGUCAUCUAGAAUGUGGACCCUCAAAACGAGAUUUCUUCAUCGAACAGCUGAAGCGUGAUGUGGUGUUGCUACAAAAGCUGAAGAUCAUGGAUUAUUCACUUCUUGUGGGAAUCCAUGAUGGGGGUAGGGGCAAUGAGGAGAAGCUUCGUGACAAGACUCUCCAGGUCUUCUCCCCUGGUGGUGACCGUGAAGACGAAAACAGUCCAAAUGGUCUGAUGCGCACUCCGUCCAAAUUGGAAAACGAACGCAAGGCCCGGGAGCUACGCAUGCUCAUCAAGCGCGAGCGGCCCAUCCCCUUGGAUAAAGCAGCGGCGAAAAUGCCCGAUGAGAUCCUGGAUGAACGGAAGUACCAUGUAUUCUACGCCGAUGAUGGUGGUUUCCGCGCAACACACGAAAAUGGGCAACCUGGCGAUGAGAUCUAUUACCUUGGAAUCAUUGACUGCUUGACCCAUUACGGAACUACCAAAAAGCUUGAACACUUCUUCAAGGGAUUAUCGAGCGAUCGCACACAGAUUUCCCCCAUCCCACCCGAGGGCUAUGGAGAACGGUUUAUCAAUUUCAUUAAGGGAAUCACGAUGUCCAAGGAAGAAGCCGAAAAAAGACGAGACUCAAGAGUCUCCGCUUCUGGCGCUCCUCAACAAUCAACGGAAAAACGACGUUCAAGAUCAUCCUCCGUUGAGCGUACUAUGCAGGCCGCAGAAAAGGAGGCCUCCAAGGACGUCUCCGUUACUCAUCCCCGGACACUAACCACCGUUUGGGACCCAGCAGACGCCGGUGGCCCUGGCCCGACGUCGACUUUGCCCAUCGUGGAUGAAGCCGGCGAGGCGAGCAGCGUUGGCGGCCACAGUUCACACAGCCGAAACGGUCAUCCUGCCGCCGACAAGGAGCUCCCUCCUAUUCCCGGCGAUGCUCCUCCGCCUCCACCCGGCAAAGGCAAAGGAGUUGAUCGUCAAGACUUGAACACCAGCUCACCUCGUCGUUAA